Pyrgilauda ruficollis (rufous-necked snowfinch) is the source of this 3588-nucleotide messenger RNA. It is a transcript of the gene INTS3, whose product is annotated as integrator complex subunit 3. The transcript is spliced from 29 exons. Bases 263 to 3502 code for a protein of 1079 amino acids. The record is from RefSeq and is a predicted model, not a curated record. Lineage: Eukaryota; Metazoa; Chordata; Aves; Passeriformes; Passeridae. Gene Ontology annotation, cellular component: cytoplasm.
GAGCGCCUCCGCCGCUCUCCGGUAACUUCCGGCCGGCGCCGCCUCCCCGGGCCCGGACCCAGCGGCCCCGGCGCGGCCCGGGAGGCCCCGCAGCGGCUCCGAGCCCCGCCCCGGGCCCGUCCCGGCCCCUCCGCACCCCGGGCAGCCCCGGGGCCGCCGUGCCGCCGUUGCCCCGGGCAGCUCCCGGGGAUCGCCGCCGAGCGCAGCGGGCGGGGCUGCCAGGGGGGCCCCCCGUGAGGGGGGGGGUUGGUUCUCCCGGGCCAUGGAGCUCGGUAAGGGCAAGGCGGCGGCGGCGGGGAAGCUGCUGCUGAGCUCGCUGCUGGACUGCAAGGAUGAGCUGGAGGAGGUGGGGACACCGGGAACACCGGGAAUACCGGGAACACCGGGACAGCAGGGACACCGGGAGCGGGCUGGCAGCGGGAACGGUUCCCGGGGGUCCGGGGAUGCUCCUGCUCCCAGAUCCGCCGGUCCAAAAUUCCCAAAAUCCCCUCAAUCCCCGCCGGGUGUGCCCGGAGCUUCCCGGGAUCUGGGGAUGCUCCUGGUGCCAAAUUCCCCCAAAAUCCCCCAAAUUCCCAAAAUUCCCAAAAUCCCCAUCUGCAAAGGGACCCCCCAGCACGAGGAGAUCUGCCUGGGGCUCUUCACCCUCGUCCUGACUGACCCAGCCCAGGCGCAGAAGUGCUACCGGGACCUGGCGCUGGUGAGCCGGGACGGGAUGAACAUCGUGCUCAACAAGAUCAACCACAUCCUCAUGGAGAAGUACCUGAAGCUGCAGGACACCUGCAGGACCCAGCUGGUGUGGCUGCUCCGGGAGCUGGUGAAGAGCGGGGUGCUGGGAGCUGAUGGAGUCUGCAUGACCUUCAUGAAGCAGAUUGCAGGUGGGGACGUGACUGCCAAGAACAUCUGGCUGGCCGAGAACGUUCUGGAGAUCCUGACAGAGCAAAGGAAUUCCCUAAAAUCCGGGAUUGCCCCGUGUGCCAUGGAGCUGCUCCAGCCUUUGUCCAGCUGGAUUUGUCCUGGGGUUGUUGUUCCUGGGAUCCAGAGCCAGCAGGAGCCACCUGAGCUGGAUUUUCCAGUGUUUAUCAAUUCCAUGUCCAUCACCAAUUUCAUGGACUGUUUCAUGAUCGGCCGGGACCUGGUGCGCUUGCUGCAGAACGUGGCGCGGAUCCCGGAGUUCGAGCAGCUCUGGAAGGACAUCCUGCACAACCCGCAGGUGCUCAGCUCCCAGUUCACAGGUGUGCUGCAGCUCCUGCAGUCCAGGACCUCCCGCAAGUUCCUGGCGUGCCGCCUCACCCCGGACAUGGAGACCAAGCUGCUCUUCAUGACCUCACGGGUGCGCUUUGGGCAGCAGAAGCGUUACCAGGACUGGUUCCAGCGGCAGUACCUGUCCACCCCUGACAGCCAGUCCCUGCGCUGUGACCUGAUCCGCUACAUCUGCGGCGUGGUGCACCCGUCCAACGAGGUGCUGAGCUCUGACAUCCUGCCCCGCUGGGCCAUCAUCGGCUGGCUGCUCACCACCUGCACGUCGAACGUCGCUGCUUCCAACGCCAAGCUGGCGCUGUUCUACGACUGGCUCUUCUUCAACCCCGAGAAGGACAGCAUCAUGAACAUCGAGCCUGCCAUCCUGGUCAUGCACCACUCCAUGAAGCCCCACCCGGCCAUCACGGCCACGCUGCUGGACUUCAUGUGCCGGAUCAUUCCCAAUUUCUACCCCCCUCUGGAAGCCCACGUCCGCCAGGGCGUCUUCAACUCCCUCACCCACAUCGUGGAGAAGCGAGUCCUGGCGCACCUGGCCCCGCUCUUCGACAACCCCAAGCUGGACAAGGAGCUCCGGGCCAUGCUCAGGGAGAAAUUCCCGGAAUUCUGCAGCUCUCCCUCGCCCCCCAUCGAAGUGAAAAUCGAGGAGCCGGUUCCCAUGGAGAUGGAGAAUCACCUGGAGAAGGAUGACGGUUGCUAUGACAACGCCGAGGCCGCCUUCAGCGACGAUGAGGAGGAGCUGAACAGCAAAGGGAAGAAGAGGGAGUUCAGGUUCCAUCCCAUCAAGGAAUCCAUCGUGGAGGAGCCCGUGGACAUCACCCCCUUCCUGGAGCAGCUGGACGAGUCCCUGAAGGACAAAGUGCUGCAGCUGCAGAAGGGCAGCGACACGGAGGCGCAGUGCGAGGUCAUGCAGGAAAUCGUGGAUCAGGUCCUGGAGGAGGAUUUUGACUCGGAGCAGCUCUCGGUGCUCGCCUCGUGCCUGCAGGAGCUGUUCAAGGCUCACUUCCGCGGGGAGGUCCUGCCCGAGGAGAUCACGGAGGAGUCCCUGGAGGAGUCCGUGGGGAAGCCCCUGUACCUGAUAUUCCGGAACCUGUGCCAGAUGCAGGAGGACAACAGCGGCUUCUCGCUGCUGCUGGACCUGCUCUCCGAGCUCUACCAGAAGCAGCCCAAGAUCGGCUACCACCUGCUCUACUACCUGAGAGCCAGCAAGGCGGCGCUGGGCAGGAUGGGGCUCUACGAGUCGUUCGCCCAGGCCACGCAGCUGGGGGAGCUGCACACGUGCCUGAUGAUGGACAUGAAGGCGUGCCAGGAGGACGACGUGCGCCUGCUCUGCUUCCUCACGCCCUCCAUCUACACCGAGUUUCCCGACGAGACCCUGCGGAGCGGGGAGCUGCUGAACAUGAUCGUGGCUGUCAUCGACUCCUUCCAGCUCCAGGAGCUCGUGUGCCACGUGAUGAUGGGAAACCUGGUCAUGUUCCGCAAGGAUUCCGUGCUGAACAUCCUCAUUCAGAGCCUGGACUGGGAGACCUUUGAGCAGUACUGCACGUGGCAGCUGUUCCUGGCCCACAACAUCCCCCUGGAGACCAUCAUCCCCAUCCUGCAGCACCUCAAGUACAAGGAGCACCCCGAGGCCCUGUCCUGCCUCCUGCUGCAGCUCCGCAGGGAAAAGCCCAGCGAGGAGAUGGUGAAGAUGGUGCUGAGCCGGCCGUGCCACCCCGAGGACCAGUUCACCACCAGCAUCCUGCGGCACUGGGGGCUGCGGCACGACGACCUGCUGGGCGAGCACAUCAAGGCCCUGCUGAUCAAGAACAACAGCCUGCCCCGCAAGAGGCAGAGCCUGCGCAGCUCCAGCAGCAAGCUGGCCCAGCUGACCCUGGAGCAGAUCCUGGAGCACCUGGACAACCUGCGCCUCAACCUCACCAACACCAAGCACAACUUUUUCAGCCAGACCCCGAUCCUGCAGGCGCUGCAGCACGUCCAGGCCAGCUGCGACGAGGCCCACAAGAUGAAGUUCUCGGAUCUCUUCUCCCUGGCCGAGGAAUACGAGGAUUCCUCCAGCAAGCCCCCCAAGAGCCGCCGGAAAGCCACGGCGCUGGCCAGCCCCCGCAGCCGCAAGAGCGCGGCGCAGCCCCCCAACAACGAGGAGGAGUCGGGCUCCAGCAGCGCCUCGGAGGAGGAGGACACCAAACCCAAACCGGCCAAGAGGAAAAGGAAAGGCUCGUCCGCCGUGGGCUCGGACAGUGACUGAGGCUGGGACCCCCCCGGGACCCCCCAGGAUCCCCCGGGACCCCCCGGGACCCCCCAAACCGGUGCCAGCAAAUCCCCACGGCCCUC